This is a messenger RNA of Fusarium oxysporum Fo47, 996 nucleotides long. Its product is annotated as NmrA/HSCARG family protein. The transcript is spliced from 5 exons. NCBI's taxonomy places the organism in Eukaryota, Fungi, Ascomycota, Sordariomycetes, Hypocreales, Nectriaceae. The record is from RefSeq and is a predicted model, not a curated record. The coding region runs from base 1 to 996 and encodes 331 amino acids.
AUGACAAGCAAGAUCAUAACUGUUGUGGGCAUCACGGGAACGCAGGGAGCCUCUGUGGCUAGAACCUUCCUCGCAGAAGGCGGAUGGCAUGUCCGUGGUAUCACUCGCGAUCCUAGCAAGCCGUCGAGCCAGGAAUGGGUCAGCCAGGGUGUUGAAAUCGUCCAGGGCGACCUGAAUGAUCUCAACUCCCUGAAAUCUGCCUUCGCUGGGUCGUCUGUGAUAUUUGGCGUUACUGACUUCUGGGGCAUCGUCCGCGAUCCCGACGUUCAGAAGCAGGCUCAAGAGCAAGGCCAGCAGGUCAACCAGCGUGCUUAUGACGUGGAAGUGCAGCAGGGACGCAACAUCGUGGAUGCUGCCAACGCGACAGUGGGUACACUCGAUCGAUUCGUGCUCUCCACGCUAUCACCCACAAAGAAGUGGAGUAAGGGCAAGUAUACCCAUAACUACCAUUUCGACGCCAAAUGGGAAGCUGUUGAGUACUUGAAAGCCACUUACUCGGAGUUGGCGGAGAAAACUUCGUACCUACAGGUAGCACUCUACCUCACUAACUGGAAGGGUGACCUGGGUAAGCCAAGCAAGCAACCUGACGGCACUUACCUUCUCGCAGUGCCCUCUGACGGAGAUGGCAAAGUCGCCUUCGUUGACGCAGGCCAUGAUACAGGCGCCUUCACCAAAGCUCUGGUUCAGGUGAAGCCUGGUAUUGUCCUUCUUGGUUAUUCUAGCUUGCUGAGCUGGAAGGAAUAUGCUGCUUUAUGGGGCAAAAUCCACAACGUAGAGUGCCACUUCCACCGUCUCGACCGCAAGGUCCUUGAGAACGCCAUUCCCGGUGGUAUUGGUGAGGAGUUGGCUGAUAUGCUUGAAUAUAUCGGAGAGUUUGGCUAUGACGGUGGCGAUCCGGAUAUUGUCUAUCCCGAAAACCUUGAUGUUGACGUACCUGUCUAUACAGCCGAGGAGUACAUCAAGAAUGAGGACUGGUCGGCUGUAUUUGGAGUCUAA